AAUAUUUAGUCUAUGGUUUGGUCCUUAUAAAAAAAAGUUAAAUUUAAUGUUGACCUGUAAUGUUGACAUGUGUAGUCCAUGCUGUGAUAUGUGAUUAUGUGAUAAAUCUCUGUUAUCUUUGAUAAUAUGUGAUUUUAAAUUUGAAUGAUACAAGAUAAGCCGGUUCCCAGGCUAGUUCGGCAUGAAAUUUGAUGCACUUGUAAAAGAACACAAAAAAGAGGCAAACAGCAUGAGCAAAAAUGAAUGCAAAUAGUUUUAAAUAUGCAAUAUUUUUGAUGUGGUUAUGUUAUUUAAUAUCUACUUCAAUUUAUUUAUUUAACCAUGGAUUUCUUUUAACAAGAGAUGUGCUACACAAUGUAUCAUCAUAUUGUUUGCCUUACGAACAUCCCACAUGCCAGUAUCCAGAUUCAAGCAAUGCCUGUUUAAGUAACACAAGAUAUCCAACUUCUCUUUUAAAAGCCGGCGAUCGUGAAAAUCUAUGUGCAAAACCACAAGCCCGUGUGAUUUUAGUUAUUAUUGACGCCCUUCGACACGACUUUAUUGUCUAUGAUGAUAAAAAUCAAAAUAUUCUACCAUAUGAAAAUAAAUUUUCAGUGGUACACAAUUUGCAAAAUGCUUUUCCGAAUUUGACACGUGUUUAUAAGUUUAUUGCUGAUCCCCCUACAACAACAAUGCAAAGGCUAAAAGCCCUGACUACUGGCAGUCUUCCAACCUUUAUCGAUGCUGGUUCCAAUUUUGCAACCUACGAAAUCAAUGAAGAUAACAUUAUUGACCAGCUCAUUUUAAAUAAUUACAAUGCAGUUUUCAUGGGUGAUGACACUUGGAUGUCCUUGUUUCCCAACAGAUUUUUAAGAGCAUAUCCUUACCCAUCCUUUGAUGUAUGGGAUUUGGAUACAGUAGAUAAUGGUGUUAAAAACCAUCUCCUUCCAGAAUUAAACAAUGACGACUGGAACUUGUUAAUUGCACAUUUCCUAGGUGUUGAUCAUUGUGGGCAUCGAUAUGGCCCAAAUCAUCAGGAAAUGGAGAGAAAAUUGAAUGAGAUGAAUGACAUCAUUGAAAAAGUAACAACAAAAAUGACUCAGGAUGAUAUACUCAUAGUAAUAGGUGACCAUGGAAUGACUCUCACAGGUGAUCAUGGGAGUGACAGUAUUGAAGAGGUUACUGCAGGGCUUUUUAUAUACUCAAAACGCCCUUUAAAUUUGUAUAAUGAAGAUCAUGAUAUUGUUAAACAAAUUGACCUUGUGCCGACAUUGUCAGCUAUAUUGGGAAUUCCAAUCCCGUUCCAAAAUUUAGGAAUUUUGAUUCCCAAUUGCCUGCCAAUUUUGAAAGGUGAUACCUAUGGUUAUUCAAAAAACUGGCAAAUGAUAUUACAGCUAAUGUGGGACAAUCUUAAACAAAUUGAAAGAUAUGUUAGGGAAUAUUCGAAAAAUACUGGAACUUUUGACAAACAAACUUUAAACACUCACUUUGAGAAAAUAUCAGAUUUGCUGCAAACAUUGACCAGUAUUGAUUCAGAAAAAAAAAACGAAGAAUUUAUCGUCGAAAUCCACCAAUUUCUUAAAGGUGUAAGACGUUUAUGUGAAGAAGUUUGGAUUCGGUUUGAUACAACUUCAAUGCACAGGGGUCUAAUGUUUAUAUUUCUAACAGUCUUUUUGGUUUUUCUUAUCAGUGAUGGUAUACCCCUCAAAAACCUUGAUUUGAUUUUUAAAUCAUCUUUUUUAAACUGUUCAAUUCUAAGUUUGUUUUCCUCGUCCGCGUUGAUUGCUUUAUUUUAUUACUACGAUUUUUUUAAUAACUUGAUUCAUUUCUUAUUAAUUGCCACCUGCAUCGUUUCAUUUUGCACGUUUUCUAUCCUGAUUAUACAAAACUGGGAUAUUAUCAGUAUUAGUUGGUAUAUAAGAAGGUGCACCGAUAAAAUUGAUAAUAGCCUUUUUAAAAUUGUAUUAAUUUUUCUUCUAGUCAUUUCAUUCUCCAAUAGCUUUAUUAAUGAAGAAGCCAGUAUUAAUCUUUUUUUGCUUAUAUCAAUAAUACUUUUGGAAAUGCUGAAAAUCAUCUCCACGGCCUUAAGCCAAAAAGUCAAACAAAAAUAUGAAAAAUCAAUCAAUCACAUUUCUUGGCCACAGUUAAAAUUUUUUCUUCUUGGUUUGAUUGUUGUGGCUUCAAUUAGAUCGUCUAUGUAUUUUUGGAAUUGCAGGGCAGAGCAACAUUGGUGCUUUAAUACUACGCCUGAUAUAAAUAGAUUGCAGCCUAAAUUUGGAACUUCUAAAUUUCAAUGGUUUAUUAGCAUGGGCGCAUUAGGUUUUUUGACCAUAGCCGCUAAAAUGUGGUUGAGAAGUUGUGGAAAUCUAAGUGGCUACGCAAGUAAUGUUAUAUUCAUAAAAAUUGUACCCACUAUCGUUGUAGUCUGCAUUGCUGGUUAUUGGGUACUAAACCGUCUGCCUAUAAAAAAUUCCUCAACUCUGAAAACCGUAAAUUACUUGGCCCUUGCAGUUUAUGGCUUUCUGAGUUUGUUUGUAGUAACAUUAGUAAUGCGUCCUCUGUACGUUUGCGUUUUGCCAAUAAGAGAAGGCAUAACCGUAGAAUCAGAUGAGAAAAUAAUACCCCAAUUAUAUCAAAAGCUCAAAGGAAAUUUGCUAAUGGAUAAGAUUGAAGACGAAAAAAUCCCCAUUGUGUAUGGUUUGAGUACUGCAUAUAGUGCAGUAUUUAUUUUAUUAGGAAUCUGUCUAACUCUUCUAUUUAGCUUGUUGUUGGGAGAUUCUUUAACAGUAUCAACAGUUAUUAUGUUUAUGACUGCCCUGUUGGUGUUAAUCACGACAUCUUUAGUGAAACUUAGCAAAGCAAACUCUAUUGAAGAGCUGUUUUCAAUCCCGAAUACUUCAAUUUUGAGUUGGAUAGUAUUAGUCCAAUAUUUCUUUUAUGGGACUGGUCAUCAACCUUCCUUUCCAAAUAUAAUGUGGGAUGCAGCAUUUGUUGGAACUGCGGGCCUAACCCAACGAGUAUUUAUUCAGGGAAUGUUAAUUGUAAUUAAUACAUUCUGUUCGUACAUUUUGAUGGGGAUUUUGUUACCUUUGUUCAUCGUGUUCCCAUUUACACUGUUGGUUAUGUUGCCAUCUUUAACUCCUCGAAAAAAAGAAUUUGAUGUCGUUUUCAAGAAAGGAGAGUUAUUAAUUUUCGAAUACGAAGAUGUAGCGAGUACAAGUUUAUUUGUGCUUUCUUGUAAAUACGUAAUUGGACAUGCAAUUCGGGUAUUUGCUAGUAUGUUAGCUGCUACAAUCCAUUGCCGGCACUUGAUGGUGUGGGGUAUAUUCGCUCCGAAAUUAAUUUUUGAGUCGAUAGCUAUGAUAAUAACAUCCAUCUGCGUAAUAUUAGGAUAUUGUUUAUUUAUAAGAAUUAAUAGUCAAAUUUUCUAUUUGGUCAACAAAUUGAACAAAACCAGAUAAAUUUUAUUACUUUAAUCAUUUAUAUAGUCUUAUAUAAGUCGCGUUUAUUAAGUCUGAAUAUUUAUUUGUUCUUAUGUUGGUUGUAUAUUAAAUGUUUAUUUAUAAUUGUUUUUUUAUUGCAAAUUACAAACGUGAACUUUCCCCAGUACCGCACAAAUUUUUAAGUAGUUUGGAGUGACUAGUCAUAGCAGAUCGUUGGGCAAGAUCCUUUAAAUGGAUAUAUUAAAUUUUACCGGCAGCCAGUUUCCUAUUAAAAAUGGGU
Messenger RNA from Cylas formicarius (sweet potato weevil), 3702 nucleotides. It is a transcript of the gene PIG-O, whose product is annotated as GPI ethanolamine phosphate transferase 3. The coding region runs from base 240 to 3440 and encodes 1066 amino acids. Gene Ontology annotation, cellular component: endoplasmic reticulum membrane. NCBI's taxonomy places the organism in Eukaryota, Metazoa, Arthropoda, Insecta, Coleoptera, Brentidae. Gene Ontology annotation, biological process: GPI anchor biosynthetic process. The transcript has 6 exons. The record is from RefSeq and is a predicted model, not a curated record. Gene Ontology annotation, molecular function: mannose-ethanolamine phosphotransferase activity.